GCGCUCCUGAGGCACUCUUGCUCUUUCCUCUUCGAGCUAGUGCCUUGCGGACACUUGGCCUGUUCUGAACGGGAUCAAAGGCACUCAUGACUACGCUAUCGUUCGUCAGUCUAUCCCAACUCCUCGGUCCUCUCCGCCCUCCGCACCUGAUCCCACUGCGGCCAUUGUAGCUAACAAGAGAUCCUCCGGGGACUACUCUAUGGAAUCUUCCCGUGGUGGCUUGCCGCCUCCCUCGACUCUGGCAUUGCCGCCGCCGGAUGUCGGCUUCUCCGCCAUGAAUUCCGUGAAUCAACCACUGCCGCGCCCUCCAGCGCAACGGCAGAGCGCCGAUGAUACCAGUCAGUACUGGCAUGCGAAAGCUGAGGAAGACCGGAGAAGGCAAGAGGAAGAACGAACCCGUCAGGAAUCUCUGCGUCUAGAGCAGCGGAAGAUCGAACAGAGUAUGCUUCGAGAUUCCUUGCAAGCCGGCGUACCUCCUCAUAUGAUUCCGCUCAUCUUCGCGGGCAUCAGCCAGAAUGGCGUCCCGCAAUCAGUCAUAGAAUGGACCCAACAACAUAUGACGCAGGCGCCUGCCGGUCCCCGUGCGCCACCACCUUCUGCACCGGCUCUAUCUCAUCCAUCUCAGCGGCGCAGCUUGCACGCCCGCGGAGAAUCUCGCUCCAUCCCCCCUGGUCCGUAUGCGGCUCCACCGCAACAGGUCGUACCUCCACCGGGGAUCCUGUUAUCACAACCUCUUCCUCCGGGGCCACCACCCGCUCCGCAGCCACUCGGCCGGUCUCCAUUACCCAAUGGACCAGCGGAUCCCCGGGGUCCGCCCAUGCCGCGACCCAAUCCUGGUGAACUGCUGGCUCGACAUCAACCUCCGAUUAACUUGAGCAACGUUCAUUAUGCCCCGGGGUCAUCUAUCCCGCAUGCUCAGCAUGUAGGGAGCAAGCCGGAUAGUCAACACCGACAAUCUCCAUCCCUGUACUUUCAUCACUGGGUUCCUCCAAGUCAGUCCCAACCGAAUACGCCUUCCGGAAGGAUCCGACAAGAAUCGCCUUUUGCAUCGCAAGUCUCUCGUCGCCCAGAGUAUCAAAGUUCCCCUGGACGGAAAAGAAAAGACACCGGCCCUCACCAGCCGGCUCCUUUCCCGUCAUCACGCCCUACUGAAACAGUUCCCGGUGUUUCUCAAGUCUCCCGACCUGGCUCCCCAUUGGGGUCAGUUCCGCAUGCCGAACCUUCGGUUCAUAGCCGUCAGCACAGCAGCGCAUCCGCUAUGUAUGAGCCCCGUGGCCUAGAACAGUCAGGUUUUGAACGCGGUAGCACAGCUGCGAGUGCAGCUCAUCAUGCGCAGAGUGUGAUACCUCCCACAGAAGACCCGGGUUUAAGAAAGGACUAUGACCGAGUAGACGCUCUAGAACGUCGGGGCGAGCCGGCUCCAGCGGAGGGUAGCGUGCAGUACCCACCUGCAGCGUCCCAACUACAGUAUUCUUCCAGUAUCGGGACUGCACCCCCUGACUCAGAUUUGGACAGCAGUCCCGGGCCUUCUCCAACUUCAGGGAUACCGCGAGCACCCACCCAGCCUGGUGACCAUGGUGCUGCGCCCCCCCGGUAAUCAUCUGGGGGGUUUGCGCAAACAAUCGUCUAUUCUAUACAUACGACCGUGUCGUCCCUAUACCAGUUGAUUGGUCGACGAAAUAGAUGACUUUACGAAGCAGUCUACCAAAAGCAUGUUCUUGUUUUCAACCAGCCCCCCUCCCUCUGAACCCGACUCUCCUUUUUAUUCUCUUUGUUCUCUACCAAUGCAUCCCACCUUCUACAGUGAUCUCACAUGUAUACCACUCACCCCUCCCGACUGGCUCGCGGAGGCCAUUUACAUAUGACAUACUAUCUCCUGUAUUUACUGGAAUCUGUCACCGGCGCUUGAGGUGCGGUGCUAGAUGCCCAAGAAAGCAAGA
Messenger RNA from Aspergillus caelatus, 1940 nucleotides. RefSeq lists its product as uncharacterized. The record is from RefSeq and is a predicted model, not a curated record. The transcript is spliced from 2 exons. Bases 200 to 1597 code for a protein of 465 amino acids. Lineage: Eukaryota; Fungi; Ascomycota; Eurotiomycetes; Eurotiales; Aspergillaceae.